UUCCGGAGUCGAGUCGCUGGCUGUCUUAACCAGAGUGGAGAUGCAGCCGCCGCCCCGAAAAGUUAAGCCCGCCCAGGAGGUGAAGCUUCGCUUUCUGGAGCAACUGAGCAUCCUUCAGACCCGGCAGCAGAAGGAGGCCGAUCUGCUGGAGGACAUCAGAUCUUACAGCAAGCAGAGGGCAGCCAUUGAACGGGAGUAUGGGCAGGCACUCCAGAAACUGGCUGGGCCAUUCCUGAAGAGGGAAGGGCAACGCAGUGGGGACAUGGACAGCAGGACAGUGUUUGGUGCCUGGCGCUGCUUGCUGGAUGCCACCGUGGCUGGGGGCCAAACCCGGCUCCAGGCGUCUGAUCGAUACCGUGACCUAGCGGGGGGCACAGGGCGGAGUGCCAAGGAGCAGGUGCUUAGGAAGGGAACAGAGAGUCUGCAGAGGGUGCAGGCAGAGGUGCUGCAGUCUGUCCGGGAACUGAGCCGAAGUCGGAAGCUGUAUGGGCAACGGGAGCGUGUAUGGGCUUUGGCACAGGAGAAAGCAGCUGAUGUCCAGGCCAGGCUGAACCGAAGUGACCAUGGGAUCUUCCACUCUCGGACCAGUCUCCAGAAACUAAGUUCUAAGCUGUCGGCCCAAUCAGUCCAGUACUCCCAGCAGCUGAGAGCAGCCCGCAAUGAGUACCUGCUCAACUUGGUGGCCACCAAUGCCCACCUUGACCACUACUACCAGGAGGAACUGCCAGCUCUGCUCAAGGCCCUGGUCAGCGAGUUGUCAGAACACUUGAGGGACCCUCUGAACUUACUGAGCCGUACUGAGCUGGAAGCUGCAGAGAUGGUCUUGGAGCAUGCCCGCCUUGCAGGGCAGGCAACCUCCCAGGUAAACUGGGAGCAGGAUGUGAAGCUGUUUCUUCAGGAGCCUGGAGUCUUUUCCCCUACCCCACCUCAGCAAUUUCAGCCAGCAGGGGCUGAUCAGGUGUGUGCCCUGGAGAGGGGAACAGGAGGUAUGGCUGGGGAGAGCGGCCUAGAGAAAGAGAUCCAGCGCUGGACAAGCAGAGCCGCCCGAGACUACAAAAUCCAACACCAUGGGCAUUGGGUACUGCAGCGACUGGAGCAGAGGCGGCAGCAGGCUCCAGAGCGUGAGGCCCCAGGCAUAGAACAGCGACUACAGGAAGUGAGGGACAGCAUCCGUCGGGCACAGGUGAGCCAGGUGAAGGGGGCUGCUCGGCUGGCCCUGCUGCAGGGGGCUGGCCUGGAUGUGCAGCACUGGCUGAAGCCAGCCAUGACCCAGGCCCAGGAUGAGGUGGAGCAGGAGCGACGGCUCAGUGAGGCUCGGCUGUCCCAGAGAGACCUCUCCCCAACGGCUGAGGAUGCUGAGCUUUCUGACUUUGAUGAAUGCGAGGAGGCAGGGGAGCUCUUUGAGGAGCCUGCCCCACCGGCCCUAGCCACCAGGCCCUUCCCCUGCCCUGCACAUGUGGUGUUUGGCUAUCAGGCAGGGCAUGAGGAUGAGCUGACCAUCACGGAGGGUGAAUGGCUGGAGGUCAUAGAGGAGGGAGAUGCUGAUGAAUGGGUCAAGGCUCGGAACCAGCAUGGUGAGGUGGGCUUUGUCCCUGAGCGGUAUCUCAACUUCCCUGAUCUCUCCCUUCCCGAGAGUGGCCGUGACAGUGACAUUCCCUUGGGUGUAGAGCCCACAGCAUUCCUCGCCCGCGCACUAUAUAACUACACGGGACAAAGUGAAGAGGAGCUGAGCUUCCCAGAAGGGGCACUCAUCCGCCUGUUACCCCGGGCCCAAGAUGGAGUAGAUGAUGGCUUCUGGAGGGGAGAAUUUGGGGGCCAUGUUGGAGUCUUUCCCUCCCUGCUGGUGGAGGAGCUGCUUGGUCCUCCAGGGCCACCCGAACUCUGUGAUCCUGAACAGACACUGCCAUCCCCUUCUCCUCCCAGUUUCUCCCCACCUGUACCCACCUCUGCCUUGGAUGGACCUUCUGCACCUGUCCUGCCUGGAGAUAAAGCUCUGGACAGCUCUGGACCCUUAGACUUGAUGGCACCUCGACUCAGGCCGAUGCGUCCGCCACCUCCCCCGCCGGCUAAAGCUCCAGAUCCUGGCCAUCCAGAUUCCCUCACUUGAAGCUGGGGUAUCACUGCCCCCAAGCAAUGAUGCUGCCCUAUCUCCAUGAUGUCAGAGACCACCCCUCAAUGAUCCACAGCCACACAGCCAAAAGCUGGAAUCUUUCCYACAUCUACUUUCAUCUCCAGGGUUAGAAACUUCCCCUCUCCSUAUUUUUGGGGCAAGAAUCCAUUUCUCCAGUUGUCCUCCUGCCAUCUUUAGGGCUGUAACUACCCCUUCAUCUGCCAUUGCCCCAUCAGAAAUACCCUGAAAUCUCGGGGCUAAAUCUCAUUCCCGAAGUCCUGACUGGCUCUGGUCCAUCUCAUCUCCACCCUGGCUCUGUAGCCCA
Molecule: messenger RNA, 2435 nt
Organism: Urocitellus parryii (Arctic ground squirrel)
Lineage: Eukaryota; Metazoa; Chordata; Mammalia; Rodentia; Sciuridae
Gene: Fchsd1
Product: FCH and double SH3 domains 1
Biological process (GO): regulation of actin filament polymerization; neuromuscular synaptic transmission
Cellular component (GO): recycling endosome; neuromuscular junction
Molecular function (GO): protein binding
Source: RefSeq, a predicted model, not a curated record